GUUGUCUCCAAUUUCUCCUCCCCCGCUCCCCCCCGUCCCAGCCAAGAUGUCUGACAUGGAGGAUGAUUUCAUGUGCGAUGAUGAGGAGGACUACGACCUGGAAUACUCUGAAGAUAGUAACUCUGAGCCAAAUGUGGAUUUGGAAAAUCAGUACUAUAAUUCCAAAGCAUUAAAAGAAGAUGACCCAAAAGCAGCAUUAAGCAGUUUCCAAAAGGUUUUGGAACUUGAAGGUGAAAAAGGAGAAUGGGGAUUUAAAGCACUGAAACAAAUGAUUAAGAUUAACUUCAAGUUGACAAACUUUCCAGAAAUGAUGAACAGAUAUAAACAACUAUUGACCUAUAUUCGGAGUGCGGUCACAAGAAAUUAUUCUGAAAAAUCCAUUAAUUCUAUUCUUGAUUAUAUCUCUACUUCUAAGCAGAAUUCUGAUUUUUUAUGUCAGAUGGAUUUACUGCAGGAAUUCUAUGAAACAACACUGGAAGCUUUGAAAGAUGCUAAGAAUGACAGACUGUGGUUUAAGACAAAUACAAAGCUGGGGAAAUUAUAUUUAGAACGAGAGGAAUAUGGAAAGCUUCAAAAAAUUUUACGCCAGUUACAUCAGUCCUGCCAGACUGAUGAUGGAGAAGAUGACCUGAAAAAAGGCACACAGUUAUUAGAAAUAUAUGCUUUGGAAAUUCAGAUGUACACGGCACAGAAAAAUAACAAAAAACUUAAAGCACUCUAUGAACAGUCACUUCACAUCAAGUCUGCCAUCCCUCAUCCACUGAUCAUGGGAGUCAUCAGAGAAUGUGGUGGUAAAAUGCACUUGAGAGAAGGUGAAUUUGAAAAGGCACACACUGAUUUUUUUGAAGCCUUCAAGAAUUAUGAUGAAUCGGGAAGUCCAAGACGAACCACUUGCUUAAAAUAUUUGGUCUUAGCAAAUAUGCUAAUGAAAUCGGGAAUAAAUCCAUUUGACUCACAGGAGGCCAAACCUUACAAAAAUGAUCCAGAAAUUCUAGCAAUGACGAAUUUAGUAAGUGCCUAUCAGAAUAAUGACAUCACUGAAUUUGAAAAGAUUCUAAAAACAAAUCACAGCAACAUCAUGGAUGAUCCUUUCAUAAGGGAACACAUUGAAGAGCUUUUGCGAAACAUCAGAACACAAGUGCUUAUAAAAUUAAUUAAGCCUUACACAAGAAUACAUAUUCCUUUUAUUUCUAAGGAGUUAAACAUAGAUGUAGCUGAUGUGGAGAGCUUGCUGGUGCAGUGCAUAUUGGAUAACACUAUUCAUGGCCGAAUUGAUCAAGUCAACCAACUCCUUGAAUUGGAUCAUCAGAAGAGGGGUGGUGCCCGAUAUACUGCACUAGAUAAAUGGACCAACCAACUAAAUUCUCUCAACCAGGCUGUAGUCAGUAAACUGGCUUAACAGAGAACAAGCUUUUACAGACAUACUUAAGGCAACAGUGCAGAGAUGUAACCCUUAAAAGAACUGGGAAUGGCAAAACUACUGUCGGUUGAUGUGUCCCGAAAAUUAUUGGAGUUAUGGCAGAAGUGCUUUUUUUGAUCAACUGGUUUGUGUUUUGCUGCUGCAUUUAUCCCAAGAAAAACAGCUUUAAUCUCCAGAAGAAAACCAAAAUGCCGUGGGAUUUAUGCUGUAUUGACAUCUUGCCCUAAAACAUACAACAUCAUAGUAAUUUGUCAUGGGCAACAUGACCAGAGAGAAGAUUUUUGUCAUGAUUUUAAAUACACUGACACGCUACUGUUGGUUAAAUUUAAACAUGUUUUACCUGCAGAAAUUCUCUCACAAAUAACCUGCAAUAACUUGAAAUGCAUACCCUUUUGAACACUUCCUUUUCUCAUGUAUAAAUUAAAAUGUUUGCUGCAUUUUGCAAAAUGUCAGUUCUCCAAAAAUGUGUCCGUAUAUUUCUGUACCUGCAGUGUAGUAAAGGUUUAGAUGAAACCCCAUAAUUAUAGUGGCAUACUGUCACUUAGGUUUCAAGCAGCAAAAUAAACAGUGCAGCUCAGAAAUUGUAGUUUGGUUCUUGAUGCGUUUUUAUUACAUGUGGGGUUUUUGUUUUGUUUUUUAGUACCUUAGAAAUGUCAAAUUAUUUUUCUUCAGUUAAUGAUAAAAAGCCUGGGAGCAAAUAAGUUGGUUAUUUGCUUUCAAGUUUUUAAGGAGAAUUAGUUUCUAACAAAACAUUUGCAUAGUACUUAACUUUGAAAGUGAUACUUUAAAGGAAUAAAAUCCUUUUUUUUUCUUUUAAGAAUGAUACUCCUUUUUAAAAGAUUCUAACUCUCAGAAUGUUCACUUUAAACAAAUACGCCAGAAUAUAGACAGCUAAAUGAAUGUUACCCUGCAUCGUGAUCAUGCUGGAAAAUUGUUUCCUAAUUCCAGCAAUCUACCAUUGCUCAAAACCUUUUGGGUUUUGCUCUUUUACAAUUGCAUUCAGAGCUAAUUUAAGUCACACACAAUAUUAACUUUAUGAUUGCAUAUUGUUAAAAAAAAAAAAAAGUAUUACCCAACUUGAUUGUUUUAUAGUUACCAUUUUUGGGCACCAAAUGUCUUUUGACUGUUUCCAAAAAUUAAAUCUAUCUUUGAGGUAAUAGUAGGAAGUACGCAACUGUCUUUGAAGGCGAUCGCAAAAGAGUUUUAAAGGUAUUUUGAGCAGUGGUAGCAUAGUUAGGAGAAUGAACUGUGGCCUUCCAAGGUGACUACCUUAAAGGAGACGCAGCUCAUUUGAAUGUAUUGAGUUUUGGAUGUAUUCAUUUCAUUUAAAAAAGCAAAGUUCACAUUAUUUUAUAGAAUCGAAAGGAAGAACUAAGAUUAAGAUAAUUUCUUUGGUUUUUCUAUUGCUUGUUAUUAUGUAAAAAGAAGUGAGUGGCAGUUCAGAAGGAAGACUGUUGUAACUGAAGAAUGACAACCAAGAACUUUUGAUCAUUAAAUCAGAUUUUAUAAACAGUGGAAGGAGCAUGGACUUAAAAACAAGGCAGGCUUAUUUGGUUUUGUCAAAAUUUUAUGAAAAUAUGUGAUAUAUAUUUAUACUAAAACUAUAUAAUCCUUAGAUUUAGGAGAGCAAUCAGUUAAUGUCUUUAGCAGAUUAAAGCAGUAUUAAAUACAGGUGCAACUUGAAAAUGUAGAAAACUGAAAGAAAAUGAAAGACAAAAUUAAUGUCUCUGGUAGGGAAUAAAAAAGUUUAAGAUAUUAUAAAAUUAUGUGUAUUUUUUUCUCUUCUGCAUAAAUCAUUUGUGAAAAAUGUGCUAAAUUUUUUUUUUA
Messenger RNA from Eubalaena glacialis (North Atlantic right whale), 3247 nucleotides. RefSeq names its product COP9 signalosome subunit 2 (gene COPS2). The coding region runs from base 47 to 1399 and encodes 450 amino acids. The record is from RefSeq and is a predicted model, not a curated record. Gene Ontology annotation, biological process: protein deneddylation. Gene Ontology annotation, cellular component: COP9 signalosome. Gene Ontology annotation, molecular function: protein binding. NCBI's taxonomy places the organism in Eukaryota, Metazoa, Chordata, Mammalia, Artiodactyla, Balaenidae. The transcript has 13 exons.